This is a messenger RNA of Pocillopora meandrina, 1681 nucleotides long. The record is from the annotation of a GenBank genome assembly. Lineage: Eukaryota; Metazoa; Cnidaria; Anthozoa; Scleractinia; Pocilloporidae.
AUGGUCGUCAUCUUCUUCAUUUUGCCCGCUAGGAGUCAGGUCCUCGCCGGGUGAGCCAUGAAGAUGGUCAUAUUUGACACAAGCGUUAAAACUACAUUUACUGUUAAUCAGGAGCCGUUACUAAUGGGGGUAUCCUUUCUGAAUUAGGAACUUUGGAAAACUUUUUCUGUCACUUUUGAAGAGAAAUCAAAUCAGUUCCCUUUUUAUGUUUAUGAGGGGACGCAAAUCGUCUGUGCUGGAAAACAUUUUGUUGUCUAAGUUGGGACUUUUUGCCAGGCUUUUUGACUUUCGAUGUGACAGAUAAUUGGACUGUUUUCUUUUCAAAUCAAGUUUUAAGACGGCUAUCAUUUUUAUCAAGAAUAAUGAAGUUUGCGUCUCAUGAGGCAAGGCAAGGUAAGACUGAGAUAUAAAUAAGAAUUUCGAAACAUUUUCCAGAGAGCUGUUGUCGUAUCCAUCUCACACCUUUUACCGUUCUUCGUUUUCAGACUUCUGAUAAAAACGACGUGCCUGUCAAUAAAAAGCAUAUCUGCUUAAAAAGGAAAAUGAUGAUUCAUGCAAAAUCAGUUCAGUUUCAAUAACAUUUGUUUGUAGAGAGGAAAAGAAAAUUUUAAGCAUUCCCAAGUUCACUUUCUUUUUUUCUGCAGAAGCUGUUCAUCAUCUCACCAUGAAUGAUAGCCAUCCAGACAAACAUCUCAGUAGUGCAGCGUCCAUCUGUUUAUCAGUGUGGUUUUCCUUGUCAAGCUUUGUAGCUGUAACUGGAAACGCAAUCGUGUUGUGGCUGUUCUUCAAAAACGAGUCUUUACGAACAAUUUCCAACUGCUUUUUAGCUUCACUGUCCGUUGCAGACUUUUCAGUUGGGAUUUUUGUAGACCCUAUGUGGCUCGCUACCAGAUGUUGGAUUCAGCCGCCGCUUCACUCCUUGAUGAUGGAGGUUAUAAUAGUAUUGUGGAUUCACACAUCCGCCGCCACUACUUUUAACAUUUGCUGUGUUUCUGUCGACCGGUUUAUUGCCAUUCGGUUUCCUUUCCGUUAUCAGGACAUAGUAACCAAGAAAAGAUGUUAUGCGGUCAUCAUUUUGGUUUGGUUUAGUUCACUGGGGCUUACUUUUUUAACAUUUUUCCUAGAUCGUUCAAAAAAAGCGAUGAUAUUUUAUUUAACAUGCAUUAUCUAUACUACAUCAUUAUUUGUUGUCUCUUUUUGCUAUGCUAGUAUUUUCAAGGCUGCCAGAAAACAGUUCAAACGAAUAAUCGCCCAGCAAAAUCCCCGAAAAUGCGACGAAAAUAUUAGAGUUCUUGCUGUGCACAAUUUUAAAGCUAUCAAAACAGUAGGUUUUGUUUUGGGUGCUUGUAUAUUCACGUGGAUGCCCAGUUUAGUUCUGAUUAUAGUUGGCUGUUAUCACAUCCUAACAAAAGACGAAAGUGAAAUGCUUGAAUUGUUUCUUGUUGCAUGGCCCUGGGUUGACGCAAUCGCUUUUACAUCGUCAGCGAUUAACCCACUGAUAUAUUUUUUCCGAAAUGGCGACUUUCGUCGAGCCUGUCGUCGUGCGUUCCAAUGGCUUCCCUGUCUUCAUUCGGAUAUUUCACCAGAAAUUGGUUUUACAUCGGAAAGAAACCAAAAUGACCGAAUAACACGAAAUAGUGAGACGAAUGGCAACUUGGCAAGUCAAGAAAAAAGGGAAUGA